Messenger RNA from Racocetra fulgida, 223 nucleotides. Lineage: Eukaryota; Fungi; Glomeromycota; Glomeromycetes; Diversisporales; Gigasporaceae. The record is from the annotation of a GenBank genome assembly.
UAUUUUGGUUAGAGGAAAUGUAAUUGCAAGUUUCAAAUUUAAUAAAGAAGAUAUUCUCAUAAAAUCAGAUAAACAAAUAACAGCAAGUUUUGCUACAGUUAUAUUACAAUGUCCCGAAGAAAAAACAGACGUUGCAACUUUUAUGCUCGAGACAGUAAAAUACAAAAAAUUUGGCAAGAAUUUAACAAAAGUAACAGCUGAAAAAGGAACAAUUGAAUCCCAC